This is a messenger RNA of Microcebus murinus (gray mouse lemur), 1534 nucleotides long. Lineage: Eukaryota; Metazoa; Chordata; Mammalia; Primates; Cheirogaleidae. The record is from RefSeq and is a predicted model, not a curated record.
GCCCUGCGAGAGCAGAGUGAGCCGGGCAGAGGCAGGUGCACUUUGGGGGGCCUCACUUCUAAUAGAAAACCCAGAGGGGGGCUGCGGAUGGUGCAGGAGAGAGGGUCUCCCUGCUGGGGCCCCUCCUGGCAUUGCGCUGGGCCAGUUCCCUCCCCGAAGCCUGCUGCUCGCUACUGCCGCCUCCCAGCGUCAGGGCCCCUGCCGCAGUUGUUUAGCGGGCUGGCGGGGGUCCCGGGCCAGCCGCCAGGGCCGGAGACGUCCUGAUGGGGAACAUGGGACCUCCUCCUUGGGGCCAGGGAGCCCCCUCCAGGAGACCAGCGCCCAAAGCGCACGCCUUUCCGCUGGUGCUGUACCUCCUCUUCCUGGAGUCCCCCCGCUGUGCCCCAGCCCUGCCAUCCUGCAAAGAGGAGGAGUACCCAGUGGGCACCGAGUGCUGCCCCAAGUGCAGCCCCGGCUACCACGUGAAGCAGGCCUGCGGGGAGCUGACGGGCACGGUGUGUGUGCCCUGCCCCCCGAGGACCUACACCGCCCACCACAACGGCCUGAGCGAGUGUCUGCCCUGCAGAGUGUGCGACCCAGAGCCGGGUCUCCAGGCACCAAGUCGGAUGUGUGGACGCAGGAAAUUCACGUAUUGGGCUGCAAGCCAAGGCCACUUCUGGGAGGACGGUGACCACUGUGCCGCAUGCGCGUCCCACAGCUCGUGCCGCCCGGGCCAAGAGGUACAGGAGAGAGAGCUGUCGACCAGCCCAGCCGCCCCAGGCCCUGCGAGCGGGGACGCCAGGUCUGCGCGAGCAUCGUGCCCGUCACGGUGCCCGCGCCGCUGGCACCCAGGCUCCGCGGCUGCUCUCACGCAGGUGCAGCGGCUGGCGUGUCACAGAGACACCUGGGACCAGCAGCUCGGAUGCCACCUGCUCCUUGAAGACGUCGCUUCUUGGGGUCAUUUCUGUUGUUGCUCUUGUUUCCAUGCUUGGCCCGGUGACAUUCUACUUGUGGAGAAGAACAAAGGCCAGGGGCGCCGUGGCCAAGGUAAUGGUCUCCCCCAGCGGGAGGUGCAGGACACCGAGGGCGAGGCCACGGACCUGCAGGCCCCGCCGGACGUCACCACGGUGGCCGUGGAGGAGACGUCGCCCAAGUUCCCAGGGAGGGACCCGAACUGCUGACCCACGGGCUCCGGGACCAGACCUCUGAGGCAUCUCAGACGGCCGACACCUGCUGAAACCUGCCGCCCACCCGGUGAGGCCGGGGUAGCCAAGAGAGCCUGGUGGCUCCUGCCCUGCACGGGCACAGGGUUCCAGCCUGCAGGGAGACGGCGCAGGGUCAGGGCUGCAGACACCGCGCACACGCCCAGUGGACAGGGGCCGGAGCCCCUCGCCAGGACACUUCCCCGCCGCCCGAACGGCUCCCGCCUUCCAGAAUCCCGCCAGCCUCCCGUGGGAGGUGGCGGCGGGCACUACCUCACGGCGGGAGCACCGGGCUUGGCCCCGAGUGUGGCAUUAAACGAGCACCCUGUUGUUCGAAGGGCUUUUCUACCUUG